Messenger RNA from Closterium sp. NIES-65, 3060 nucleotides. The record is from the annotation of a GenBank genome assembly. Lineage: Eukaryota; Viridiplantae; Streptophyta; Zygnematophyceae; Desmidiales; Closteriaceae.
AUGGCGGGAUUGGCUGUUGCGUUCCUACUCCUCCUACCGCUCUUGCCGUCUGAAGCAUUCAAUAGUCCCGUUGAUGAGGAGGGCGUUCGCGCUCACUUUCAUUGGCAUCAAUAUCAUCGCCAAGCAUCCUGGUUACCAUCUAGUGGCGACAGCAGCUCUUCCGCAGAUACACGGAGCUCGACGUUUAGCCCGCGCGCUCCGUCCAGUAGUGCUGACUCACUGACUGAUUCCGACAGCCUGACUGAUUCUUAUAACCGAGUUCACUUAGACAAAUUGACUGACCAUACAAUUGGGACUGAUUCUGUCAGCCCAACAAAAACGCCAGCUGAUUAUGAUGAUGAUGACGACGAUGAUUUCGACGACGACGACGCCUUACUUGCCGCUAAUCCAGCCUCCGCCUUUGACGACGAUUUCGGUUCCACCUCGUUUCAGUCACGUCUCGCAUACUCACAAUCAGCAGAGUUCAAGUCCAGACCAGAUACGCUCUUUCUAAGUUCGCGGGACGAAUACUCAUCCUCCUCCUCUUUCUCACCUCGCUCCUCCUUCUCGUCCUCCCGUCCCUCGACUUCCUCCCUCCGUUCCUCCUCCCCUCCCCCAAAUCCCUCGCAACCCUCCUCGCGUUUCGCCUCCCCUCUCCCCAACCCGUCACCACCCUCGCCCGCAUCUUUUCGUAACAAAAAUCCUCCAAGAUCCUGGAAGAUUCCUAGAAGCAGAAACCCGAACAGAAUUAGCACUAGAAUAGGAACGCAGCGAGCGUGGGCUCCUGUUGUUCCUACACCCGAGUACGUGCACCCUAGCGAGGUGUCCCUUGACGCGGCUUUAGCAUUCGAGAGGCAGCGGGUGCUUCGGCAGGAGCAGCGUAGGCGGCAGCAGCAGGUGACGGGGCCGUGCAGCCCGCUAGAAACGGCGAAGGUGAUACGGAUUAAGUCGUACGCGGACGUCGCGAAGCGAUUAAACUUCGCGCCGACUCAGACCGUGAUGCUGGUGCUGCUUCCACCUGGGUUCAUCGCUAGUACGGGUCUGCUGUUUGACGGAAACUACUCGUGCACGAUCCUGCGAAGCAAGAAGCCCGCGCAGAGAAGUUACAUCAAGCUGACAAACGCACUGCAGCCCGUUUUACGCAUCUGGAACACGCACAACGUGAUCGUCAUGGACGUCAAUUUCUACCUGCCCGUCAAGUCCAGCUCGCGCCUGUGCUCCUUCACUGAGGUCGGCAAGGGCAUGCUGUGCCCCGCCAUCCACAUCUGGCGGAGCUACGGCGUGCAGGUGGCUAAGGGCGAGGUGUUUGGGCGCAUAGACGUGUUUCGCAGUAUGCAAGCGCGGGUGGAUGGCAUGAGCGUCACCGCCACCUACCGCUUUGUCAACUCGCCAGGGGUUAUUCGCAUCGGGGAGAGCGGGUACGGGCCGGAGCUGGUGCGGGCAAACAUAGUGAUCUCGAAUAAUGAAGCAUACGGCGUGGACACCCCUAUUGUGAUGCACUGGGGUGCGGUGGGAGUGACAGUGGUCAACAACUUCAUCCAUGACUUUGGGUUUGCGGGCAUUCGGUGCGGCGCGGACGUGCACUUUGUGGGCGACUGCAUGCUGACCAACAUUUCCAACAACAUUGUGUACAACUGGCGAAGGAAUUCAUCGGGGGAUGUGGAUUCUGCAGGAAUUUAUUACUGCACGCACUGGUUCAGCCCUGGCAACGUUGCUGAGUGCAAUUAUGUGGCGGGCGGUGACCACUGCUACUAUCUAGACUAUGUGACGUCGGGCGUGGUGAUCCGUGGGGGUGCGUGCAUCAACACGUACGAUGGCAUCAAAGUCAACAACGGCAAGCUGAAUGUGAUAAAGCACGUGAUUCUGAAGAACGUGGAGGGCAUGCCAGGCUGGUGCACGUGCUUGACUCCCACGGUCAACAACUGCCGCAAGGGCCCCGGGACCUACUGGGAGAAGAUGCGCCUCAAAUACUAUGACACCGAGCUGUUCCGCAAGCUCUGGCCCUGGUGGCCUAGUGUGUGUAAAGACACAUCUAUCAACGGUGUCAGCUGCAACCCUCCUGGUGCCAUGGGGGCUUACUUGACCGGCAACUGUAGCGGGCUCGGCACUGAGAAUUACCUCGACCUUGUCGUGAAGGGAGGAGGCUCGGUGAAGGUCGGCAAGGGCGGCAAGGCAGCCAAGGGCCGCGGAGGAAGCGGCGGAAGAAACGGCGGAGAGGGCGGAGAGAAGAACUUCGAUGCGGGGGAGGUAAGAGAGAGAAGGAGAGAGGGGAGGGGCGCAGAGAGGAAUACGAGCCUCAGCGCAGAAACAAGCAGCAAGGACGGCAAGGGGAAGGGAAGAACGGGAGAGGGAACGCCAAGGGGAGGAAGGGGAAGAGCCAAUGUCGCGCUGCUGCCUCCUCAUAGCAUCCUUAUAGCCUCCUCUUCCUCUUCCUUCCACCCUGCCUGUCCAGGCCUUGAGCACAGAGGCAAGCAGGGAAAGAAAAGGAGAGGGCGUUCCGUGCCUCAGCGCAGAAACAAGCAGCAAGGACGGCAAGGGGAAGGGAAGAACGGGAGAGGGAACGCCAAGGGGAGGAAGGGGAAGAGCCAAUGUCGCGCCUCGAGCACAGAGGCAAGCAGCAAGGACGGCAAGGGAAAGAAAGGCAGAGGGAACGCCAAGGGGAGGAAGGGGAAGGAGGGGAGAGGCACGUACAAGGGCGGAGGGGGAGGCGUGUGGGAGCAGCUGAGGACGUUGGGAGCAGUGUCGGAUCAUGUGUUUGGGAACCAGGCCAAGCAUGCAGAGCUCAGGCAGCAAGUGGUUGACUACAUAGAGACCCACGAGGUUGACUUUGCCCCGUUCGUGGAGGACGACAUGGGCUUUAAGGAGUACUGCAGCAGCAUGCGCGAGGACGGCACAUGGGGUGGACACAUGGAAUUGCAGGCUGUUUCAUUGCUGUUGAAAAGAAACGUUUGCAUUCACCAGUUGCAGCAGCCCCGGUGGAACAUUGUCAACUUUGAUGACGCCAGCAUUCCCACCAUCCACCUCUCCUACCACGACGGGGAUCACUACAACAGCGUGCAGAUGGAAGGGGACGAGCUGUAG